Molecule: messenger RNA, 1194 nt
Organism: Mytilus trossulus (common blue mussel)
Lineage: Eukaryota; Metazoa; Mollusca; Bivalvia; Mytilida; Mytilidae
Product: ankyrin repeat, SAM and basic leucine zipper domain-containing protein 1-like
Exons: 9
Coding region: 1-1194 (397 amino acids)
Molecular function (GO): GTPase activity; GTP binding; protein binding
Source: RefSeq, a predicted model, not a curated record
AUGAUUGGAGCUGGUCCUCUCAUGACAUUAUCAAAACUUGCUAUAGCUGGUGAGCGUGGAGAUAUAAGAGGCUUAAAAUUAAGUCUACAGAAUGGUGCAGACAUUGAUUAUCAAGAUGUUAAUGGAGUGACAGCAUUAAUGAGGGCUGCCAUGUGGGGACACCUGGAGGUCUGUAGACUCCUCAUUGAUACAGGAUGUAAGAUCGACAUCACAACAUUAAACAGUGGAUACACAGCUUUACAUUGGGCUGCUAGGGAGGGAUAUCUACAGAUCACAAGAUGUCUGGUAGAACAAGGAGGUGCCAGUCCCUUGAUUAAAACACAAGAGGGUAAGACUCCAUACGACAUAGCAGCAGAAGGGAUGAACGAUCAGUAUAAAGAAGUGAUGAAAUACUUACAGACUGUCAUGUCAGAGAAAUCUUCAGGUGUAACUGCUGGACAAGGGAUAGAAGGUGAUAUGGUUCCAACUGAAAUCAAAUUAAUGGCCGACAAAAGAUCAAUUGAUAUGUACCUCAAACUACUUCAGUCAGGCUAUGAAUUAAAGAGAGAUAUACGUUUAGUAGUUGUUGGGAAAAAAGGUGCUGGAAAGACAACAUUGAUAAGGAGAUUAUUUGGUGAAGACAUAACAGAUGUUACCAGUACAAAUGGAAUAGAAAUUCAUAAAAUUAAAUGCAAAGAUGAUGGCAUAUGGAACAAACAAGAAGAAAACUAUGAAGAUACUCAAACUCAAGCAAGACUUUUAAAACAGUAUGUAGGAAAACUUCAGGACAAAAGACCAAUUCAAAAACCAAUAGAAUCCCACAGAGACUUUAAAGACAACACAUCAGUAACAUCUUUCGAUGAAUCAAAGAAAUCAGAGACUGCAUCCAAGCUAAUAAUAAAGCCUCCAGAAGCAGCUGAACCUCAAUCAGAACCUCAAGUAACUCCCCAGCAGCCCUCUGAACAAGCAACAAGGGGUUUCGAAACUAUGCUAACCGCUAAAUCUAAAGUUGAUGUAAAUGACAAAGAGGAAUAUGCCACAUUUAUGCUAUGGGAUUUUGCGGGAGAUGAAGAAUUUUACCACACUCAUCAAACCUUUCUGUCCCAAGAUGCAAUGUACCUUGUUGUUACAAAACUCAAUGAAGCUGAUGAUCAUAAUGCACAAGUCCAGAAGGCUUGUGCAGAGUAUGAGAAGCCGAGUUCUAUAGAGAGAUGA